GUUUGCAAACUUUUUGAAGUGGAUCCGUUUUGCAAUUCUCUUCAGUCCUCCAGGUUCUAGCUGGGGUUUGGGGGGGGGGGGCAGUUACAUAGCAGAGUCGCAAUGUGAUUGGGUGGGUCGCUUGGGGCCAAGCGCGCACUCAGGCGAAGGUGAGAGCAGCUGAAAAGUUGGAGCCCAAUCAGCGCGGAGUUGAGCGCUGUGCCCCAACCUUCAGGUGACCCCGUGCGGCAGCGGCGGCAGCAGUAGGCAGAGGCAGCGGCGGCUGCAGCGACCAGAGCCCGCAGCUGCUCCGAGCGCCUCCGGGAGGACAGGCGGCGAGCUCGGAGGAUUGUCAUCCGCUAGCCGUCCGUCAGCUUCGGCGGCUGGGGGCUGGCUUGGAAGAAGCCGGUGAGCCUGGACGCGGCUUCUUCGGCUUGGUGCCCAGCAACACUGUUGCAGGCUGGGCUCCGGGCAACCCCCAGAGUGUGGGCCCGCGCCACAGCCUUUGAACGCUGGGGGUGUGCGUGGCAGCGGCCGCGGUGGCGGCAGCGGCGGCGGCGGUGACCGGAACGGCGAGUCGGUGCCGCCCGGGCUGCGCUUCGCCUCGGCAGCUUUGGCGGCGAGGGCGCCCGUGGCUCAGGAUGAGACCGGGGGGCACGCUGUUCGCCCUGGUAGGCAGCCUGAUGCUGCUGCUCCUCCUGCGUCUGCUCUGGUGCCCGGCUGACUCGCCCGCCCGCUCCAGGCUGCUGGUGGAGGAAGGCAGGGAGGACACCGGGGCCACCUCCGCUGCACUGAGGAUCCUCUGGAGCCCGACAACCCCAGUACCACGCACCAGGAACAGCACGUAUCUGGAUGAGAAGAUACCCCAAAUGACAGAGAAAUGCAAAGACCUGAAAUAUAGCUUGAACUCUUUAUCUAACAAAAUGAGACGGUACUCUGAGGAUGACUAUCUCCAGAUCAUCAAAAGCAUACAGAGAUGCCCAUGGAAACGGCAAGCAGAGGAAUAUGACAAUUUUAGAGCAAAACUGGCUUCCUGUUGUGAUGCCGUUCAAGACUUCGUGGUUUCCCAGAACAACACUCCAGUGGGGACUAACAUGAGCUAUGAGGUGGAAAGCAAGAGACAAAUCCCCAUUCGAGAGAACAUUUUCCACAUGUUUCCAGUGUCUCAGCCUCUUGUGGACUAUCCCUAUAACCAGUGUGCAGUGGUUGGCAAUGGGGGAAUUCUAAACAAGUCUCUCUGCGGAGCGGAAAUUGAUAGAUCUGACUUUGUCUUCAGGUGUAACCUCCCCCCAAUCACAGGGAGUGCUCGUAAAGAUGUUGGAAGCAAAACGAAUCUUGUGACUGUCAAUCCCAGCAUCAUAACACUGAAAUACAGGAAUUUGAAGGAGAAUAAAGCAAAGUUUCUGGAGGAUAUUUCCACCUAUGGAGAUGCAGUUCUGCUCUUGCCAGCUUUUUCCUAUCGGGCCAACACAGGCAUCUCAUUUAAAGUCUACCAAACACUCAAAGAAUCUAAAAUGAGGCAAAAGGUUCUCUUCUUCCAUCCCAGGUACCUGAGACACCUUGCUCUUUUCUGGAGAACUAAAGGGGUGACUGCAUACCGCUUGUCCACAGGCUUGAUGGUCGCAAGCAUCGCGGUGGAACUGUGUGAAAACGUGAAGCUCUAUGGAUUCUGGCCUUUCUCUAAGACUCUGGAACAAACCCCUCUCAGUCACCACUACUAUGACAACAAGUUGCCUAAGCGUGGUUUCCACCAGAUGCCUAAAGAAUACAGCCAAAUGCUCCAGCUCCAUAUGAGAGGCAUCCUCAAACUGCAAUUCAGCAAAUGUGAAACGCCUUAACAUUUCUUAGAAUGAGAAUAAUUUCAGUAGGUGGAGUGGGUGCGUCACGGUGUCUCCAAAUGUGAAUGGAAGGAAGGCACAGAGAAUGGAGGAUUAUAAAAGAGCUCCCCCACUUGGCUAGACCAAAGCACCCAACUAACUUUGCAGCCUCCACGAGUCACUCAUUCUCACCUUCAAAGCUGUUUCUCUGACAAUGGAGAUCAAAAUAUUAGACUCUGAUAAGUAAAAUGAGAUAAUCUUUCAAAUCGGCAUAGAAUUUGACUUGAGGCAGGGACUGGAGGAAUGCUCCCUUGUUCCUAUCCAUGAUAGCCAUUCCUACCUUUAUCAGAGUGGUAAUGAAGCUACAAUUGUGCCAAAGACCCUUUCUGAAGAGAAUGUCUGAAUCAUCCGCUGAGUUCUUACUCACAGCUCUUCCUUUAUAAAUACAUCCUUCCCAUCCUCCCUCCUAAUAGAGUACAGAAACAAAAUACCCUUGAUGAUUCAGGAAGUAAAAUCUUUUUU
Messenger RNA from Mastomys coucha (southern multimammate mouse), 2318 nucleotides. RefSeq names its product ST8 alpha-N-acetyl-neuraminide alpha-2,8-sialyltransferase 6 (gene St8sia6). The record is from RefSeq and is a predicted model, not a curated record. The transcript has 8 exons. Gene Ontology annotation, molecular function: alpha-N-acetylneuraminate alpha-2,8-sialyltransferase activity. NCBI's taxonomy places the organism in Eukaryota, Metazoa, Chordata, Mammalia, Rodentia, Muridae. The coding region runs from base 621 to 1817 and encodes 398 amino acids. Gene Ontology annotation, biological process: N-glycan processing; oligosaccharide metabolic process.